ACAACCGAAGCGAUAACAGCUAAAGCGAAAGCAAAAGCAAAAGCGAAAGUUACCUAUCAACAAAAGUACUUUGAAAAAGUAUCUUACUAAGGCAUCUAAUCUCAUAAAAGAUACAAAUUAAAGAAUCUAAAAGUUAGCUAGCUAAAGCGAAACUUACUUAUAAAAAAAGAAGUACUUUGAAAAAGAGUCUUUUUAAAGAAUCUUAUAAUACAAAAGAAACUUUAAAGAACCCUAUUAAAAAUGGCAAACCUACCGCUAUUGUUGAGCCUUGCCGACGAUUUGGGCCGCAUGUCGGUGGUGCCCUUCUAUGAGCCCUACUACAGCCAGCGGUCCAGGAAUCCCUACCUGGCAUUCGCAGUGCCUUUGGAACAGCAGUUGCGCCAGCUGGAGAAACACGUGGGCUCUUCGUCGGGAGCCUCGGGAGCAGUUUCGAAGAUCGGAAAGGAUGGCUUCCAGGUCUGCAUGGAUGUGUCGCACUUCAAGCCCAGCGAACUGGUGGUCAAGGUCCAGGACAACUCGGUCCUGGUGGAGGGAACCCAUGAGGAGCGCGAGGAUGACCAUGGCUUCAUCACCCGUCACUUCAUCAGGCGCUACGCUCUGCCCGAGGGCUAUGAGGCCGACAAGGUGGCCUCCACUCUGUCCUCCGAUGGCGUCCUAACCAUAACGGUUCCCAAGCCACCGGCAAUCGAGGACAAGGCCAACGAGCGCAUAGUCCAGAUUCAGCAGGUGGGUCCUGCCCACCUCAAUGUCAAGGAGAAUCCCAAAGAGAAUCCCAAGGAGCAGCCGGAGCAGGGCAAAGGCAAGGACAAGUAGGGCAUCCAUUCCCAAGGACUCGCUGUAUUUAACCAUUAUCAAAGUCAUUUAUCUGUUUUAUAAGCUGUAGUUAACCGGGGACACCCAACCAUACUAUAUAUAAGCCAUUAAGGGUGUCCUGCUUUAAUCUUAAUUUGGAAUUUAAAAUGUAUAUUACUGAGUUUCGCUGAAUUAAUAUUACCAAUAAAAAUAAAAUAGCUACUAUUACAAAUUUAAA
Messenger RNA from Drosophila suzukii, 1030 nucleotides. RefSeq names its product Heat shock protein 23. Gene Ontology annotation, biological process: response to heat; protein refolding. Gene Ontology annotation, cellular component: nucleus; cytoplasm. The record is from RefSeq and is a predicted model, not a curated record. NCBI's taxonomy places the organism in Eukaryota, Metazoa, Arthropoda, Insecta, Diptera, Drosophilidae.